Amphimedon queenslandica is the source of this 1044-nucleotide messenger RNA. Its product is annotated as RING finger protein 32-like. The record is from RefSeq and is a predicted model, not a curated record. NCBI's taxonomy places the organism in Eukaryota, Metazoa, Porifera, Demospongiae, Haplosclerida, Niphatidae.
UCAUUUUGAGCAAUAAGCAUCCUAAUGAAAGCCUCUUCUUUGCAGAUUAAAAGUAGAAGAGAGACUUCCUUAACAGCAGUAGCUUUUCAAGAUCACAUUGCAAGAGAAUUCGGUUUAAUAAGAGAAAAACAGCAAGGAAACAGUCACCGAACGCAAUUGACACUAGCUCAAAGGUUAGGUCUUGUUGCAUCUCCUCCUGCUCCAUUAACUGACACACAGUGGGAUAAAGCAAAGGAGGCUAGCAGAAUUAGGGGAGACUCCUCUCAACCUUGUCCAAUAUGCCAAGACGUGUUUGGGUUACAGAAACAAGUUUUGCUUUCAUGUACUCACACCUUCCACAAGGUGAGUUCCCUAUCUCAUACUCAUACUCUCAUACUUCCAUGUCUCAUACUCUCAUACUUCCAUGUCUCAUUCUCUAGGAUCCAGUCAGUAUGGAAAGGAUAUAAAGUACGGAAAUGGUUUAACAAAUACCGUGAGACACACCCUCCCUCUCACCCUUUGCUACGAGCAAAAUACUACAAGAAGAAAUUUACAAGUUUAACAUCAGAGAUACUAGGUGUUAGUUCUACCACAGAACAAGCAAAUAACUUAUUGAUAUCUGUUAACGCUGACCUGGAAGAAUCAAGAAGAACAAUGAGGUCACUUGAACUACAGCUCCUUGAUCCAAACUGGGACAGUGCCACUAUGAAGGCAUCACAAUACACAACUACAGACUGUGUCAUCUGUCUUGCUCCCCUCUCUCUCCCUCGUCCCCUAACUGUCCUCUCUUGCUCCCACCUCUUCCAUACAACCUGUAUCACCUCACUAGAAUCAUUCACCAGCGACUACACCCUUCACUCUUGCCCCAUAUGUAGAUCACCAUAUCUCAGCAGGGCUUACACUACUAGUAGUAAUGAUGAUUAACUUGAAACAGCAACUAAACAGUAUUGGCUCGAACAACAUAAACAAUAAUAAUAUAUCAUGUGGUUGUUGUUGUUAUUGGAUUAAUAAUUACACAGGAAACAGUGCCAUUGGUAUAAUACAGGGCACAAUCCUGUAUGGACG